Exaiptasia diaphana is the source of this 2206-nucleotide messenger RNA. Its product is annotated as E3 ubiquitin-protein ligase ZNF598. NCBI's taxonomy places the organism in Eukaryota, Metazoa, Cnidaria, Anthozoa, Actiniaria, Aiptasiidae. The transcript is spliced from 3 exons. Bases 103 to 2061 code for a protein of 652 amino acids. Gene Ontology annotation, biological process: rescue of stalled cytosolic ribosome; protein ubiquitination. Gene Ontology annotation, molecular function: ubiquitin protein ligase activity; ribosome binding. The record is from RefSeq and is a predicted model, not a curated record.
CUUCCUUCGCUGAACUUCGAAGUCAUUUGGAGCCGUGUGGUUUUCUCAACGCUGAAUUUAGCGGUCAUUUUGUGGUUAUCACUCUGUUAAACUCAUCUCAAUAUGCCUAGAAAUCGUUCCAGAAAAGAKUCUUGUCGUUUGUGUGUUGUUUGUUGUGAGGAAAUUGAGUAUUUCGCCAUUGGUCACUGCGACCAUCCCAUUUGCCAUGUUUGCUGUGUACGGAUGAGAGUUCUUGGAAAAGAAAAUUAUUGUGCUGUCUGUCGUAGUGAUCUUGAUAAAGUUGUGCUUAUCAAGAGGCCCGGCAAAUGGUCUUCUAUCCAGGAAGAAUUAGACAAUGGUUAUGUCGACAAGAAGCUAGGCCUAUGCUACACUAGCAAAGAAGUUCGCACCAAGGUUAAGGAACUCUUGCAACACAAGUGUGCCAAAUGCCCWGAUAGAUCCCCUGAGAGUAACUUUGAUCAACUUCGUGAACACAUGAAGAAAGAGCACCUUUUGUUUUACUGCAAUAUUUGCAUYCAGCAUCAUCGCAAGUUCAGUCAUGAGUGGAAGCUYUAUAGCCGUACAGAUCUAGCCACCCAUCGUCGCAUAGGAGACUCUGAUGAUACAUCUCACAAGGGUCAUCCGAUCUGUAGAUUUUGUGAGGAUCGUUUUCUUGAUGAUGAUGAACUUCAUCGCCAUCUUCGUAAAAAUCAUUUUUGGUGUCACAUUUGUGAAAAAGAUGGUAAACAGCUGUACUUCUUAGACUAUCCCAACCUACGAAACCACUUCAAGGACGACCAUUUUCUAUGUGAAGAAGAUAUGUGCAAGUAUGAGCAGUUUACAUCUGUCUUUCGAACAGAAAUUGAUUUCCAAGCCCAUAGAACAUCCAAACACUCCCAAAAAAUGUCCAAGGCUCAGGUUAGGCAAGCAAGACAGCUGGAAGUUGAUCUGGUAUAUAAUCAACAAUCUUCAUCUGUUGGACGGACUAUCACUGGACAAGAUUUUAAUGAAGUGAGGUCUAGUGAACAGAGAUCCAAGCAGCCCAGAAGAAAAGGCAAUAACAAUUCUAGCAGACAAGAUGAUGCUGAUUUGCAGAAAGCAAUUAAAAGUUCCUUGGCAAGUAGUAACAUUAACGGAACUCCUUCUCCUUCAAACACAGAUACAGUAAAAGAAGAAAACAUACAAAUAAAACUGAAUCAGAAAGAUUUCCCAUCRCUCUCAGGAUCUACAGACAACUCUCAAAUAAAACCUGUUGUCAUGAAAAUAUCUGGACGUAAUAUCAAUAGUCUUGAUGACUUUCCAAGUCUUGCGGGUACAAAUAAUACUCAGCCCUCACAUGUACACCCUCCUCCAGGGUUUGGAAAUAUAGUCAAAGAGACUUCAAACUCAUCUAAACCUAAAAAGCCUCCACCUGGCUUUAAAAAACAGUCUCCACCUAUUUCUAAAAAAUCAGAAAAUCCGUAUCCACCUUUAAAAACUGAGAAUGAAACAACAGUUMAAACAAAGGAUGAAUCUAAAUCAAAAAAGAAUACUGAAACUCCAAAAAUGGACAUUCAACYGGUGAACAAAAAUACUUUAUCAAGGAAUCAGGCUUUUAUAGAAAAUGUGAAAAUGCUGUUAGGAAAUGAUAAAGAAAAGUUUGCAGCAUUUAAAACYCUGUCUGGCAAAUUUAGACAAGGAAACUGCUCUGCUCAAGAGUAUUAUGACAAUUGCAUAGCUCUGUUUGAGUCUAAUUUUACUCUUAUUUUUAACGAACUUGUGAGUCUUCUGCCAGACUCUGAUAGGCAAUCAGAACUCUUGGCUGUGCACAAUGAUUCAAAAGCCAUUGCUAAACAUAAUGGCACGACCAUUCAAAGUAAUGGGGUCAAUCGACCACCUGUGCAACCUGCGUGGGGUACUAAACCAGCAAGCCAACCCAAGCAAGUAAAUAAACCAAAGAAAGAGAAUAUGGACCCUACAACAAAGCAUGAACUUGAUUUUCCAUCUCUUCCAAUGGCAGGACCACCUCGAGUGAAAGCAAUCAAUAUUUACAGACCAACCUCUACUCAGCCAAUGAAGAGUGCAUGGGUUAGRGGCAAAUAAGUUUUAUAUACCCUACYUCAUUUUUAUGUARCACCAGUUAUUUGUUUUUAUUAAUCUCUUAUCUUGACGAUGGACUUUUCUGGAUAUGUUUUGUUAAUAUUAAUGAGCUUGAAAUUGUCACAAUAAAGUGCAUGUAUACAACUGA